Molecule: messenger RNA, 3015 nt
Organism: Pseudopipra pipra
Lineage: Eukaryota; Metazoa; Chordata; Aves; Passeriformes; Pipridae
Product: acylamino-acid-releasing enzyme-like
Exons: 19
Coding region: 100-2856 (918 amino acids)
Biological process (GO): proteolysis
Molecular function (GO): serine-type endopeptidase activity
Source: RefSeq, a predicted model, not a curated record
GAUGUAGCUCAGCAUCCCGGUGUCUCUGGUGGUGGUGCCCCAGGAGCUGGUGGCCACUGGACCUUUCACCUGCGUGGGUGGGCAGUUGUGCCGCCAGGAAUGCGUUGGGCCAUGGGGAAGGGUGAGCCCUGCCUGGCCGCCCUGGGCAGCAGGGAGCAGCUGGAGGGCUGGCACCGGCGGGGGCGCUGGCGUCGGGCUGCUUCCACGUGCCUUGGCGGGCAUCCAGCUGUGAGCAGCCCGCAGGCAGCCCGGCGUGGCACAGCACGGCCCAUGGCCACAGGGAACCAGCCGGGCAUGGAGGCGGCGGGCGGCCCCGCUGCCUGCUACCGGGAGCUGAGCCAGUUCCCUGCUAUCACCCGUGCCGCCCUCGGGGCCGCGGCGGGGGGACAGACCUUCCUGCUCUACACCGAGUGCAGCCGCCCCGACCUGCCCCGCCGCCGGCUCCUGCGCUUCAGCCGCCACUACAGCGUGCGGCGCACGGACGGCGGCGGCCUCGCCGCCAGCAGGACCGCGCUCAGCGCCGGCAUCCACAACCAGCUCCUCAGCCAGGACUCGCCCACGGGGCAGCACCGCGCCGUGCUCAGCCGCUGCCCGCGGCAGGGCCACGAGCUGCUGGAGGUGUGGGACAGCGGCGGGCGCAGCCACAGCGUGGACCUCACGGCGCUGGGGAAGCACGGGGAGGUCUACACGGAGGGGCCCUUUGCCUGCCUGGCCUGGUCCCAGUCAGAGACACGGCUCCUGUACGUGGCUGAGAAGAGCCGGCCCAAACACCGCCCCCCCUGCCCCUGGGAUGUGCCCAGGGCAGCCCGGUCAGCAGAGGAGGAUGAGGAUGAGGAGGGUGAGCAGUUCUUGUACCAUGAGGACUGGGGGGAGGCACUGAGCACUCGCAGUGUGCCCAUCCUCUGCGUCCUGGACCUGGAGAGCAGCAGCCUCUCAGUGCUGGAGGGUAUCCCAGAGCACCUCUCCCCUGGCCAGGCCCUGUGGUCCCCCGGUGAUCGUGGCGUGGUGUUCGUGGGCUGGUGGCAUGAGCCCUUCCGCCUGGGUCUGAGCGCCUGCUCCAACAGGAGGUCAGAGAUUUUCCACUUGGACCUGUCAAGCGGGUGCUGUGAGCUGCUGUCAGCAGAGAAUGGUGCCGCCUGCUCCCCCCGGCUGAGCCCUGACAGCCAGCGCCUUCUUUACCUGGAGGGGGCUGUGGGGGGGCCCCACCGGCAGUGCCUGCGCCUGUGCAUGCUCACCUGGCAGACGAGGCAGACGGUGACAGUGCUUGAUGUGGUGCAGGAACCCACGGAGGGUGAGCACAGCACAGUGGGCAGGGCUGGGUGCUGCCAGGGGGCUGAGACUCUCCCCAGCCAGAUGCCCACGACCCCCAGUUCACUAGCCCAGCACUCUGCCCCACCCGUAGCCUUCGCCGGGCUCUACACAGAGGUGCUGCCGCCACGGUGCUGGGCAGCCGACAGCCGGCGAGCCGUGCUGAGCACCCCGCAGAGGAGCCGCACGGACCUGCUGCUUGUGGACACGGAGGCGGCCACUGUUACCAACCUGACGGCAGGGUCGCCCGAGGGAUGCUGGGAACUGCUCACUCUCCAGUGGGACCUUCUAGUGGCCACCUGCUCUGCCCCACACCAUCCCCCCAGCCUGGUGAGCAGAGCCGUGGCACCGUGCGGCACAGUGGGAUAUGGCACGGUGAUGUGCAGCCAGGCACAGCGUGGCGUGGCACAUAUGGCUGGUGUGCCAUGGCAUGGCCAGGCACAGAGUCACAUGGCUCAGCCAGAUCCAGCACAGCACAGCCUUGUCAUGGCACAGCCUUGCGCUGCCACGGCUCUGGUGCCACCCGCUGCCUGUGCCCAGGUGGUGGCUGUGCUGCCGCCGGCAGGCCGGGAGCUGCCCCUCCGCUGGGUGCCAGUGGAGGACACCCCAACAGUGCCUGGUGUCACCUGGAAGACCCUGACGGUCCGGCCAUCCUGCAGUGGGCAGAGCCCUGCUGCGCAUGACACCCAAGAUUUUGAGGCCCUGCUGCUGAGCCCGUUGGAUGGCACAGCACCACACCCCCUCAUUGUGUGCCCCCAUGGUGGCCCCCAUGCCAUCUUCGAUGCCCGCUGGCGCCCAAGCAUGGCUGCACUGUGCCGACUGGGCUUCGCUGUGCUCCUGGGUGAGUGCUGGGGAGCUCGGGGAUGUGUGGUCCUGUGUCACACUGGAGACAUGGCACCCAUGGCUCCCAUCUCCCCAGUGAACUACCGUGGCUCCCUGGGCUUUGGCCAGGCCAGUAUCAGCUCCCUGCUUUCCCGUGUGGGUGAGCAGGACGUGGCGGACACUCAGCUGGCAGUGGAGCAGGCGCUGCACAGCGAGCCCCUGGACCCGCACCGCCUGGCCCUGCUGGCUGGCUCCCACGGAGCCUUCAUCGCCCUCCACCUCCUCAUCCGUGAGCCCGAGCGCUACCAAGCCUGUGCCCUGCGCGGCCCCGUCUCCAACCUGCCCGCGCUGCUGGGCACCUCUGACAUCCCCGACUGGCGCUACACCUCCCUGGGGCUGCCCUACUCCUUUGAGCGGGUGCCAUGUGCUGAGGAGGUGGCCACCAUGCUACUGCGCUCGCCCAUCGCCCAGGCAGCCCAGGUGCGGACGCCGGUGCUGCUGUGCGUGGGCGCCCGGGACCGGCGCGUCAGCCCCACGCAGGCGCUGGAGCUGUACCGGCUGCUGCGGGCCAGGGGCGUGCCGGCGCGGUUGCUGUGGUACCCAGAGGGUGGCCAUGCCCUGACCGGUGUGGAGACAGAGGCCGAUGUCUUCAAGAACUGCGCCCGCUGGCUCCUCCAGCACCUUGGGCAGCCAAGGCAGGACAGGACAGGCCAGCACAGUCCCUAGUGCCCACAGUGGUCCUGGGCUAUACUGACCCCAGGGUGACCACUGGCCCUGGGGACCACACCCGGGAUGAGAGGAUGGAGCAAGUGUAGCUGAGGGCAGGAUGGGACAUGGGUUGUUUGGUGUUAAAUAAAUGUGUGAGACCACCCUCUGCAGUGUCAA